AAUUCGCUAGUGCCAAGAGGCAGCGAAACUGUCCAAGUAAGAGAAAAAGUUAUCGCUCCCGUCCCGCGACAUAUAUGACUAGCUUCUUGCAGUUGCUUCCGAGACCCAGUUCAGCCCGUACGAUGGCACUCCUCCUCGUCGCCGUACUCUUCGCCCUGCUGGUGCGGAUAUCAGAUUCAACCUGUCCCGACAAGGAGCGACUUCGACCCUGUCACUGCUACACCUUCGGAUCGUACGAGAGAAUCGAAUGCCGGGAGGUGCAAAAUGUGGAUUCCCUUCGUGCAUCCGUGGCAACGCUUCGCGGGACACACGUCUUCGAGUUCGAGCUGGCGCUUUGUGACCUAGCCCAAGUGCCGUCAGACAUUUUCAAAGACUUCCGCGUCAGUGAACUGUACACGUACAUGGUGAACUACUCAAGUGCAGCUGGCACAUUCAAUCUGUACGAAAGUUUGGACGAAACGCUGUACAUGAUGGAGAUUAAGCGCGGGCUCAGUAUGGACCACUUUAACUGGACGAGCAUGCAGCGAUUGAGCAGCCUGCAGCGACUGUACAUCUUCUCGUCGAAUUUGAUGAGGAUCGGACCUGAAUUCUCAACGAUGCCGCAGAGCCUCACGCAUGUUAUGGUUCAGGGAGGUGACCUUGAGGUCAUCGAAGACGGCGCGUUUGCCGGGCUGCAGCUAAGGGACUUGGAGGUGUCUUACACGAAACUUACGACGUUGUCACGACAGAUAUUUCCGCCAGCGGCGGAUAAGCUGGAAGUGCUAUCUUUCAGAAACAACAAGCUGCGCCACCUUCCAGACGACAUGUUCGUCGAUAUGCCUUCUUUAAACCUCCUGGACCUCAGUGCCAACGAGCUAGUAACAUUGUCCGAGAAGGUCCUCAAGCCGGUCCUGCAGAACAUGCAUUUGGUUGACAUCAGCAGACAUGGAUUGUGUUUCAGGAAACCGCUUCCACUGCGACUGCAAGAUAAUCUGGAUGACGAGCACCUUCCGGGACACGGCUGUGGGCGUCCAAUUUUGGCGCCACGACGACAUCACCUGCUCGGCGCCCAUGGAGCUCGUGGGCACUGACGUGAUUUCAUUGACAGCCGAGAAGCUCCGGUGCGAGAACAAGAACUGAGAGACGUCAAGCCACCGACCCUGUCCUUGUGCAAAUACCUCGAUUUUGCUGUUUGAGCACAGUUUAAAGAAUAUUGGCGAAGGUAUCGACAGUGACGUGUUGUGCAGUGAGAGGACGCAUUUCUUUGAGCAUUUGGACGCUCAAAAUUGUGCAUACUGAAUGCACGUCCCGGUGGUGUGAACCCGCAUUUGGACUGCAGCGGUCAGGGAAUGGUUCCUGGUGUACCCUGCACUCUUAAAGCAGUACUUCACCGCAUAACAUACUAAUAGCGAACCAUCAUCCCGAACGCCAUCGUUCGCUCCCCUGCACUCUUAAAUGUGAACUUCUCCACAUAGCACGCUCCUAGCCAACCAUCAUCCCGAAUGACACCGUUCUCUCCCCUGAUUUGUUGAAAGCAGGAGACGUAUACGUACGCCUUUUUGUGAGACUUAUGCUGAAAUAUUAAUUGUCACAAAAAGGCGUAUGCCUCGAGCUUUCCACGAAUCAAGAGUACAAGAGGUAUCACUCUGUUCAAUGGUUGGCCGUCAGCGUGCUAUGCGGUGAAGCUUUGUUUUAAGAGUGUGGUUUGUUGGAAAGAGGAGGAGCUCUGUGUGACACUAAUACCCUACACUCUUAAAAUGAGCUUCGCCACAUAGCACGUUUUUGGCCAACCAUGAUCCCGAAAGACAACCUUCUCGCCCUGAUUUGUUGAAAAUGGGAGGCGGAGCCUAUUUUAGGUCAUUAUGUGCGUGCGUAAUGGUACAAAAUAGGCUCCGCCUCCCGCUUUCAAGGACGAGGACGUUGUCAUUCGGGAUGAUGGUUGGCUAGGAGCGUGCUAUGUGGUGAUACUCAUUUUUAAGAGUGUAGCCACACGGCAACCUAAUGCAUCAAAUGCAAUGGAAAUCUCGAAUGACAUCGUUGUCUCCCCUGAUUUGUUGAAAACGGGAGGCGUACGCCCUCUGUGUGUGUGUGUGUGACAAUCAUGCCGAACAUAAUUGUAAUAAGGCGUACGCCACCUGUUUUCAGGAAAUCAGUGGAGAGAACAAUGUCAUUCGAGAUGAUGGUUGGUUAGGAGGCGAAGUAAAUGUCAUUCCGUUUAACGCAUUAGGCUUGCCGUGUGGCCAGGGUAUUAUGCAGUUAUGCUGAUUGUCACAUAAAGGUGUACGCCCAGCACUUUCUUCGGCCUGAUACGUGGUGAAGUUCUGUUUUACGAUUGUGUUCGCGAGCGUCAAUAAAAGGAAGAACAACUACAUGCGUGUAGUUUUUGGAAAGAAUGUGAUAUCAUCUUGUAACUGCCCUUGCGCAUGUACCGGAGUGUCGACUGGACCUAACAUUGGAUCGACUGUUCAAGAGCACAUUUGAGUUCCUUGUAAAAAUGUGAUUGUGAUGACGGGUAUCUGUGGCGGCACCGAACUUUGCCGACCGAUAUCAGCCACUUUUUUUUUUUCCCUUUGAGGAUGAUUGGGACUAUAAGACUGUUCGAUAUUUAAGGUCGUCUAGCACGGUACGCCUCCUGAACUUUCCUGACUUCUAUAGCUCGUCGACUUGUUAACCAAUCGUUGAAAUUAAAGGUAGUGAGUGCGUGCCUUUCA
Messenger RNA from Ornithodoros turicata, 2690 nucleotides. Its product is annotated as leucine-rich repeat-containing protein 24-like. Lineage: Eukaryota; Metazoa; Arthropoda; Arachnida; Ixodida; Argasidae. The coding region runs from base 75 to 1070 and encodes 331 amino acids. The transcript has 3 exons. Gene Ontology annotation, molecular function: protein binding. The record is from RefSeq and is a predicted model, not a curated record.